AUGCUGGUGGCCGAGACGACGUGGAUGGACACGGGAAGCUACCCGCACCGCUAUCUCUACGUGGCGUUUGCUAUUUUCCAGUGUUUUCUGGGCGCUGGAAUCAUCUUCGGCUGGACAUCACUGGUGCCCAUGCUGGAGAAAGAGAGAAUAUAUAACGAGUUGUGCAAGAAUGGAGAAACAAUUUGCACGGCGCAAAGCGAUCGUCUCCAGUAUGCAUUCACGAUGGCAGUCUCCAGCAGCAUGUGGUCCAAUCUUCUGCUCGGCCUUGUAUUUGACAGAUUCGGACCCCGAGUAACGAAAUCAAUUUCGUUGGUGCUGUUGAUAACAGGCGCGUUGCUCAUGGGAAAUGCGCGUUAUAGGGAAAACUCAGAAGGACACAACUUGUUGCUCUACGGAAUGGUGCUUGUCGGGUUCUCUGGUCCAGGAGUCCAGCUCUCUGGUAUUCACAUGUCCAAUUUGUUCCCCGAGGCAACGGCACUCGUUGCGUGUUUCAUUGUUGGAGGUCUUCAGCUGAGCUUCUUGAUCUUCACCCUGUUUGAUCUCGCGUACGUGCAUGUCGGGAUGUCUAUGGCUGCAGUUUUAGAGGUCUAUGCGGGAGUAGUAUUCCUCUCGCUCGUUGGUACGUUGCUAACGGAGCCGGACACACCGUUCGAGGUGGUUCCAAGCGAAGAACACGAACUGCUCUCUCCCAUGCGUCUGCCGUCCGUGUUCAAGGAAGAAGAGACCUCGCUCCUGCUAUCGACACCCGAGCUGGACAAAUACCGCAGACGUCACCGCUUGCCGACCGACGAGGUUUUCUUCGACGGAGAUCUGCACAACCGCUCGUUUCGAACGCAAGUUUUGUCCAAACCGUUCUUACUCGUGGUGUUCUACUUCUCCAUCCUGUCGCUCUGGUGCAACUUCUUCCUGGGCAGUAUCACUGGACUGUUGCGUUGGAAGGGGUUACCAGAGAGCGAAGUGGCCAGCUUGCUGGCUAAGUUAGCCUUUGUCCUACCAAGCAGCGUGAUCUUCAUCCCUUUCGUAGGAUACCUGUUAGAGAAAUGCGGAUAUACGUACUCGUCGGUGCUGUGCACGGUGGUGGCUCUGUGUUUCACCGUGCUGCUUAGUAGCAUGUCGAGUGGGUGGAUAGUGGCAGGCUUCGUGGCUUACGCGUUCUUCCGGACCAUCAUGUUCCCUCUGUUGUUCGCGUACUUGGGACACCGCUUUGGCUUCCAACACUACGGAGCGUUGUCGGGUAUCGCGUUCUGCAUUGGGGGUAUCGUGGGGCUACUGCAGACGCCAAUUGCUGCCAUCGAGGACUUCCAGACUAUCGGCUAUGUGCAGGUUCGUGACUUCGUUACCCUGCUUCUCACCCUCGUGGCCCCCUACUUUGAGCGGCAGCGUGACGCGUACUACUAG
This is a messenger RNA of Phytophthora infestans T30-4, 1398 nucleotides long. RefSeq names its product Major Facilitator Superfamily (MFS). The transcript is spliced from 6 exons. Gene Ontology annotation, biological process: transmembrane transport. The record is from RefSeq and is a predicted model, not a curated record. The coding region runs from base 1 to 1398 and encodes 465 amino acids. Lineage: Eukaryota; Oomycota; Peronosporomycetes; Peronosporales; Peronosporaceae. Gene Ontology annotation, molecular function: transmembrane transporter activity.